GGCCGCACUCUGCGCGUGCGUCUCGCCGCCCACGCGGCCGCCAUUCGCGUCACUCAACUGCCGCCUCUCGUGUCCAACGAAUUGUUGCAUUUGGCCUUUUCGUCGUUCGGAACCGUCGAGCGCGCCGUCGUGUCAGCCGACGACAGGGGUCGUUCGCUGAACGAAGGGAUCGUGGAGUUCGCGCGCAAGUCCUCCUCUCAGGCGGCGCUCAAGAAGUGUCAAAACGAAUGCCUUCUGCUGUCCGCCACUCCCAUUCCCGUCGUCGUGACGCCACUCGAGUCGCGCGACGAGGAGGAGGGCGUCCUCGAGAAGAGCGUUCUUCACGCCGCCGACUACCGCCUGGAGCGCGAACUCGGGCCGCGAUUCGCAGACCCGGGAUCCAUGGAGUGGGAAAUGGCGCGCAAAUGGAAGCAAUUGGCGGACAUCGAGGCCCAGAAGCGCGAGGCUAUGGAGUCGGAGUUCCGCGACCUUCGCGACGGUCUUCACCAACAAAUGGAGCUCUUGAAGGUGGAGGAGCGCACGCGUCAACUGCGGCAACAAUUGCGCCAAAUGGAGGGCGAGAGUCAGAAGUUGUGUCAGGAAAGGGAAUCGCGUUUAGAGGGAGAGCGCCGGCGGGAAGAGCAACGCCGCCAAACGGAGCUUCUGUUGCGUCAGCAGGAGGAGGCGCUUCUGAGACGCGCGAGUGACCAGGACAUCGGCCAAUUGCGGCGCCAGGAGUCCGAACUGCGCCAACAGGCCAACGCUCUGCAGCAACUGCUCGACCGCCAGGAGGCGGCGCUGCGCUCCAUGUCUGACGGCGGCGUUGGCGCAGUCGCACUUCAGCCGCAGUUGGAUCUGACGUCAUACCAGCAGAACAAUCAGUCGACUCUCGCGCAGUCAGGAAAUCAGUUCCUGUCGUCAAUGCGGCCGCAAAUGGCGCCGCAGAACGUCAUGCAGAGCGUGCAGCACAACCUCCCGCCCCAACACGCCGUUCCCCAACACGCGCCGCCUCCGCCCCCUCAGCAGCAGUGGCGCGGCGGCGGACAACAAAUGAAUCACUCGUUCAACAAAAGGAACCGAAGAUUUUGAAUUUGGCGCCAAAUCUCGCAUUUUUCUCAUUUUUUGGACAAAAACUGAUUUUAAUUCGUAUUUAAAUAAAAGCGAAAAAUGAAUAAAU
Messenger RNA from Oppiella nova, 1156 nucleotides. Lineage: Eukaryota; Metazoa; Arthropoda; Arachnida; Sarcoptiformes; Oppiidae. The record is from the annotation of a GenBank genome assembly.